AAUCUGCCUUCAAUAUAUUUUCAGGUCAGUGGCGUAAUAGGUUCAGUUUGUUUGGGAACAGAGAGAAGACUUAACUGUUCGUUUUCUUUACGUGAAAAUAACAGCUAUACCAUUGAUGAAUACGUGACGAAAAUUCCUACCACCUACCGAGGUUAUAUUCCCCUCUACAAUAAAUAGCACUUUGUCAUAAACCAAAAGACACUAGUGUCAUGGAGGAUAAGAAGGAGGAGGGGGAAGCGGAGAUCCAGGAACACGGCCCCGAACAUUGGUUCUCGAAAUGGGAGCGGCAGUGUUUAGCCGAGGCCGAGCAGGAGGAACCCAGCGAAGAAGAGGCCGACCAGAGCCAACAGAAACUGUGGCAUCUAUUCCAGAAUUCUGCCACCGCUGUCGCACAGCUCUACAAAGACCGAGUUUGCCAGCAGCAGGGACUGUCACUUUGGGUACCUUUUCAAAAUGCUGCAACAGCUGUCACCAAUCUCUAUAAAGAAAGUGUGGAAGCCCACCAGAGGAGCUACGACCUAGGAAUUCAGAUCGGCUACCAGCGCCGCAACAAGGACGUUCUGGCGUGGGUUAAAAAGCGCAGGAGAACCAUCCGCAGGGAGGACUUGAUCAGUUUCCUUUGCGGGAAGGCCCCCCCGCCACGGACUUCUAAAGCCCCGCCCAAACUGACUGUCAUGUCUCCCAACCGGGCGCCUUCCACAGAAAGCAGCUCCUCCGUGGAGACAGACCUGCAGCCCUUCAGAGAAGCCAUAGCGCUGCACGGCCUGAGCGGAGCGAUGGCGAGCAUCAGCGUGCGGUCGGGCGCCCCCGGCUCCCCCACCCACGUGAGCGGCAGCUCCAACCCGGGCCGGCGGAGAAACGGCCUGCACGACGUGGACUUGAACACUUUCAUCUCGGAGGAGAUGGCCCUGCACCUGGACAACGGCAGCACGCGCAAGCGGGCGUCGGUCCAGUGCGACGUCAUCACGGACUCGCCCACCCAUAAACGCAACCGAAUGAUCUGAACCGGAGAGACGACUCCCCCCCACUGCGCCUGGCACCGCCCCCGACCCCCCCGCCACCCCCCCCCCCGUCAACGCAAUGUGCUGCUUAAAAUAGAAACGCCACGUGUUCCUCAGCCCUUCCUUCUGCGCCCCACCGCCCCUGAAAACCAAACGGGGAAGGGGUGUCGCAAAGCGGAGGGAGAAGUUGAGUUCCAUCGAUUCGCCCACGAUAUUAGAUGCCUCUGGCUAAUAAUGGCUGUCACCUGUCCAUCUCGGAGGAUGUCCGUUAGUACAGAGUGAGAUCAUCACAGGUGAACAUUUCCCAGUCCUGAGGCUGACGUUGCCACCAUCCAGUGUAAUGGAUGGGUACAGUAUCUGACAGGACUUCUUUUUUGGUUUCUGUGUCCUGAUCCUUGGUUUCUGCUCAGAGUGUAUGCUUCACCAGUGUUCAUCACAACGUGCUCCUCUCUGCAGUCUCACCUUCAGGCCACGUUUUUCUUUUGCAGCACAUUUACUUAUUAAAAGUAUAGGUCCACCUCCAUCCAAAUGGUAGUGUGCAAAAAAUAAAUAAAUUUAAAUAAUUGUGAAUUAAUAUUGGAGUUUUCCCAAAUUUAAUAUUUUGUCUCGUUUGAUGCAGCUGGUAAUCGUGUGACAUAGCGAGCGAGACUCUGAUGGUCAUGCACUUAAUACCUAGUACAUCCAGUACAAUUAUUAUUUUUUGGAUUCACUUUAUAGUGUUCCAGAAUAACACAAAUUUCUCCUCCAUGCAAUUUCAUAGAAUUCCUUUUUUUUGUCAGUAGUUAAGAAUAUCUAAUGUAUAUACUUAACAUUUAGGUGCUGGUAUGAUACAUGUGGUACAUAUUGUAAAAAAAAAAAAAAAGAAGAAAAAAAAACAAAAACAAGGAAAAAAAAAAAAGUACAAACAAACCAUUGAAUGGUUAUUAAUGUGUAAUAAUGAUUCUUGCAUUAAAGAAACCAAGCUUUUAACAUU
Molecule: messenger RNA, 1974 nt
Organism: Anguilla anguilla (European eel)
Lineage: Eukaryota; Metazoa; Chordata; Actinopteri; Anguilliformes; Anguillidae
Gene: hapstr1a
Product: chromosome 17 C16orf72 homolog
Exons: 4
Coding region: 210-1004 (264 amino acids)
Source: RefSeq, a predicted model, not a curated record